AAUCAAUUGGACGGAUAUGUCUGUGAUGAUUACAAUCAUCAUAGGUACACAAAAAAAAUUAUAUAGUUGAAGAAACUAAUAUAGCUUUGCAAAUCAGGCGCCGCGACACCGGUGACGCGGCGCGUGAAGAUCAAAAGCCGCAUCGCGACCGGCAUCAACUAUCGCCAUCAAACAAGACAAAGGUUGAUCUCGGGCUAUUUUGCAAGGCGUUUGAACCGAUUUCGAAAAGUGCACUAACAUCGAGCGCAUUUAAUGUGAGCCCGGUCUUCGCCAGCAGCGGCGACAGCAUCGACGAAAACCAUAAACCCCCCGGCGCCGAGCCCCCGAACACACGCGCACCGGCACCCCCCGUGAAACAAGCGCCAUGGCGGACGCCGACACUUCCGUGGAAAACGGCGACGGACUGUCCGAAGCCCAAGAGAACGGCGAUCACCACGAUUCGACCACCGAGCUUCUCGACGAAAGCUUGGGCGACGAACACGGCCUCGACGACCCCGAACUGGAAGCGAUCAAGGCGCGCGUCCGCGAGAUGGAGGAAGAAGCCGAGAAGCUCAAACAGAUGCAGAACGAGGUGGAAAAACAGAUGAGCAUCAGCCCGCCGGGCGGGUCGCUAGGCCUAACGCUCGAAGAAAAGAUCGAAGUGGACGCCCGCUCGAUCUACGUGGGCAACGUCGACUACGGGGCGACCGCCGAGGAGCUCGAGCAACACUUCCACGGCUGCGGCUCCAUCAACCGGGUGACGAUACUCUGUGACAAGUUUUCGGGCCAUCCCAAGGGCUUCGCCUACAUCGAGUUCACGGACAAGGAUUCCAUUCAGACGGCGAUGGCUCUCGAUGAAUCGCUGUUCCGCGGCCGGCAGAUCAAGGUGAUGACGAAGCGUACCAAUCGCCCCGGGAUUAGCAGCACUAACAGACCGCCCCGGGGCCGGUUCCGUCGCCCGACGCGCGGCGGAAUGUACUACGGAGGUGGCGGCGGUGGCGUCGGCGGGGGAUACCGUUUUCCCAGGCGGGCUUUUCGACCGCGUCGGGCAAGUUGGUACUACCCGUACUGAAGCCUCCACGUCGUUCACGCCGUGCUGAUGUUUUUGGGCCCGCCGAAAUCGGUCAGUUCCGAUCAAGAAAGAAAAGAAAGUAAUCUUGCGGGGGCGGCGGGGGGCCCGAAGACGCGGGCUGCUGGUCCGAGCUUUAAACGCCGGUCAGGCGUCUUUGCGUGGGCCUGCUGUGUGGAAGAGGAAUGACGGACAAACUUUUUGGGUUUGGAGUUUAUUUUUGAUUUGUUUUCGAUAGAGGGGGGGUGCGCUAAUGACCCUCAUCUUUUCCUUCCCCCCCCUCUGCUGUUCAAUCCUCCAUCGUGUUAUACCGCAUUGGCAGCAUGUUCUGUUCCAUUUUUUUUUUUUUUUUUUUAAGUCAGUUCCGUUCCCUUGGGUGCCCUACACACAUACAAAAAAAAAAUGCACACAUUUAGCUCUUUUCUUCCUUGGUUGUUAUUUUCCCCGUGCUCGGUAAUCCCCAUUUACUUUAUGCUUUUUUUUUUUCUGGUGUAAUGUUAGGUAUAUUUGAGUGUGUUUUGCUUGUUUCUGGGGGGUGGAAAAUCUAUGUUGUUCGGGAAAAACAAAAUUUGCUUCGUUGGGAAAUAACGAAGGGGGUGCAGUACUGCGUGAUGUGCUCCCCCGCUCUGCGUAUUUCUUCCCUGCCAUGUCAGCUGAAGAAAAACUUUCUUUCAACCUUUUCUUGUGUGUUUUGUUUUUGUGGGGAAGGCACCACUCUUGUCCAAUCAAUUUCUGGGCGUCUGCUUUUUUUUUUUUUCAUUUUUUUUUUUCACGUAUGUAACAUCAUUUUUUGAAUGCUAUUCACCCUACACUGACCUUCAGGUGCUGUCACCUUUUUGUGCCCGGAAGGGUGCAAUAUAUGAUACGCUAAAGCUAGAAAAGGGGAGGGGGUCAGGGGACUAUACGGACACCUGCAACAUGCGGCUGAAAUCAUUGGGUGGGAAUCUUAAGAGAUAUGUAACAAAAAAGAGCAAACAGAUUCAAAAAAGAAAAAAAAAACCUUCAUCAAUAGAAGAAUAAAUUACACACAUAGAGAUAUCAGUGUAUGUCUGUCGAUGUUUUAAAUAAAAAAAAAGAGCUCGA
Ixodes scapularis (black-legged tick) is the source of this 2131-nucleotide messenger RNA. It is a transcript of the gene Pabp2, whose product is annotated as polyadenylate-binding protein 2. NCBI's taxonomy places the organism in Eukaryota, Metazoa, Arthropoda, Arachnida, Ixodida, Ixodidae. Gene Ontology annotation, molecular function: RNA binding. The transcript has a single exon. The record is from RefSeq and is a predicted model, not a curated record. The coding region runs from base 365 to 1051 and encodes 228 amino acids.